GCUAGUCUUUUCCUUCGAAUUCAGCUCAGCCGCUCAGUCUUACCAUAGCAGAGAGCUGGAACUGCGCUGCAGCCACCAGCUCUGUCCGGGGCCUCUUCACUCCGGCGGGAACGACUGCCAUCUCUGCGCCGCGCUUCUUUGGUUCGAUCGAUCAUUGUUGAGAAAAAUACUCAAAACCCGAAAAUAAAUGAAAAACUAUCAGAUUCUUUUCAAAUUAAUGAGUUUUUCGAGCCACCAACCACCACCGAGCUACACACCCGGUUACACGAAGGCUUCUGAUUGGCUGGCUCACGCACAACGCGAUCUUAUUGGCUACUGUUAAAUCUCUGAACCGGAAGACAAUGCACUGCCACUGACGGAACUCAUGUUUCAUCCAAACAAGGGGAAUGUAUUGCUCGAAAUGUAUUUACGUGUUGCGUUGGGAUGUUUUGUAGCGUAUUAGUAACGUGGCUCUCGGCAUUUUUUAUUGGAUAAUGAUUUUUGUAAUUAAAACUGCGACGAUUUAACACGUGCACUUUGCAGUCAUCUUGUAGAUUCUUUUGAAAUUACGCUAAACUCUCCUAGACCUAAGAAGAAGAAAACAAAACUUUCCUAGACCUGAUUCGCAGUCCAUCAGGUGUGAUGGCAGAGGAGCGGAUGAGAGAGCCAGCUGGUCUGGAUGGACUGCCGCCUAUGUACAGCAUUCUGAAGGGAGAGGUAGUUUCUGUCACAACAUACGGUGCUUUUGUUAAGAUUCCAGGAUACAGAAAACAAGGUCUGGUUCAUAAGAGUGAGAUGUCAUCCUGUCGGGUGGAUAACCCAGCUGAAAUUGUUGAUGUAGGGGAGCACGUAUGGAUAAAAGUAAUUGGCAGAGAGAUGAAAGAUGAUAAAGUAAAACUGUCCUUCUCUAUGAAAUCUGUCAAUCAAGGCACUGGGCGGGACUUAGACCCCAACAAUGUUAUGGCAGAACAGGACGAACGUCGCCGGAGACAGUUUAGAGAUCACACUGAGCAGAAGAUCACGCUGGAGGCUGUGCUCAACACCACAUGCAAAAAGUGUGGCUGCAGAGGUCACUUUGCAAAGGAUUGCUUCUCCCAGCCUGGACUGCAGUACAGUUUAGUGCCAGAAGAAGAGGAGGAGGAGCCGCCGCUGGCCAGUCAGCAAACCCAGUCAGAGCCCCAGAAACGUAAAAAGGAAAAGGCAAAGAAAGAAAAGAAGAAAAAGAAAGAGAAGAAAAGAGACAACUCUUCAUCUGAUAGCUGUGAUGAAGAUGCCAAACGGCCAAGGCAUUCACACACACAUUCAGAAAAGAAGAAAAAACACAAGAAACACAAACACAAGACAAAGUGAUCAUUUUGGUUUGCAAAAUAGUUGUGAUAUGCAUGUACAAGCUUGUGCAAGAACAGGUUUUUUUUCUGCAUGUACAUCAAGAUUAAAUCUAUCUAAAUGAUUUCGCAAUGUAUUUUUUGUUAAUAUUGUUUGGCCAUUAAAAGUUACUGGCUUCAUGUGUGAAGGUUAAAAGGUUCACUGCGCAACCUCCAAAUGGCCUUUCACCCAGAAACACACAGACACAAGAUCCAGUUGCUUGAUUUAGAACACAUGCGCGUUACCCAGCAGACACUGGAACAUGCUUAAAUUAGAAAGACCUCACGGAAUUAUAACAGUGUUACACUAAGUCCUGUUAAACAACAAAAUCACACAUGGCACUGGAGUGCUUGAUGUAAAUGUUGACACAAUAAAUUGCACAAGGUCAAUUUGGAGCAAAUGUCAUUUAUUGUAGACCAAAGGCAUAUGCCAUAACACUGACUGAAGAAGCAUAUCACACAC
Molecule: messenger RNA, 1806 nt
Organism: Sinocyclocheilus anshuiensis
Lineage: Eukaryota; Metazoa; Chordata; Actinopteri; Cypriniformes; Cyprinidae
Product: nucleolar protein of 40 kDa-like
Exons: 8
Coding region: 622-1329 (235 amino acids)
Biological process (GO): RNA stabilization
Molecular function (GO): RNA binding; zinc ion binding
Source: RefSeq, a predicted model, not a curated record